Molecule: messenger RNA, 2019 nt
Organism: Sander lucioperca (pikeperch)
Lineage: Eukaryota; Metazoa; Chordata; Actinopteri; Perciformes; Percidae
Gene: aldh5a1
Product: aldehyde dehydrogenase 5 family, member A1 (succinate-semialdehyde dehydrogenase)
Exons: 10
Coding region: 179-1720 (513 amino acids)
Biological process (GO): GABA catabolic process
Molecular function (GO): succinate-semialdehyde dehydrogenase (NAD+) activity
Source: RefSeq, a predicted model, not a curated record
CAUGGUUUCGCCCUCCUAGGAAAUAUAAAUUCGCCUCCGGUUGUGUUUAGUCCGGACUGGUUUAAACCGACAGAAAGCAGUCGGAGCUUCUGCUUCUGACCUGCGGGGAGAAACACAACCUUCACCCCGCACACAGUGAGAGUUUUCACACACCCAGCUGCAGACAUUCACUCAAAGUAUGUCCAUUUUCUGUGUGCUGAGGACUCGAUGCUUCCUCCGGCAGGUCUUCCCCGGCCUGCCCGCCGCCAUGCAGAGACACUACAGCCUAGAUGUGUCCGCUCCGCUGCUGCGGACGCAGGGCUACGUAGACGGGCGCUGGGUCUCCGCAGCCUCGGUGUUCCCUGUGCUGGACCCGGCCACCGGGGAGGAGAUAGCCCGGGUGUCAGACUGUGGUCCCGCUGAGGCCAAGCAGGCUGUGGACGCUGCGUACAAGGCGUUUCAUUCCUGGAAGCAAUACAGUGCUAAGGAGCGGAGCGUCCUGUUGAGGAAAUGGUUCGACCUGCUGAUGCUGCACAAAGAAGACCUGGCCAAACUGAUCACGUUCGAAUGUGGAAAGCCCAUGCAGGAGUCUCUCGGGGAGAUCGCGUACUCCGCCUCCUUCCUGGAGUGGUUUUCGGAGGAGGCUCGGCGAGUGUACGGCGACGUCGUCCCGUCACCCGCCAAAGACCGAAAGCUCCUCCUCCUCAAACAGCCUGUGGGCGUCUCCUCCAUCAUCACACCGUGGAACUUCCCCAGCGCGAUGAUCACCAGGAAGGCCGGCGCGGCUCUGGCUGCCGGCUGCACGGUGGUGGUGAAACCAGCAGAGGAUACGCCGCUGUCGGCGCUCGCCCUGGCUGAGCUGGCGGAGCAGGCGGGCAUCCCCGCGGGCGUGUUUAACGUAGUCCCGUGCUCCCGAGAGAGGACUCCGUCAGUCGGGGAGGUUCUCUGCACCGACCCACUGGUGGCCAAAAUCUCCUUCACUGGCUCCACCGCCACCGGCAAGGUGCUGCUGAAACUGGCUGCUGACACUGUGAAGAAGGCGUCCAUGGAGCUGGGAGGCCACGCCCCCUUCAUCGUGUUCGACAGCGCCGACGUCGACAGGGCGGUGGUCGGGGCCAUGGCGUCCAAGUUCAGGAACUCUGGACAGACGUGCGUGUGUUCCAACCGGUUCCUGGUGCAGAGCGGCAUUCAUGACCACUUCCUGGAGAAGCUGGGCCGAGCGAUGGACGCCGAGCUGCGCCUGGGUCACGGCGCGGAGCCCGGCACCACCCAGGGGCCGCUCAUCAACACCCGAGCUGCAGAGAAGGUGGUCCACCAGGUAUCGGACGCGGUGUCGAGGGGAGCGAAGGUGCUGCGGGGCGGGAAGCGUCUGGACGGCUCCUUCAUGGAGCCCACUCUGCUGGCCGGCGUCACCACGGACAUGAUCUGCACCCAGGAGGAAACCUUCGGCCCGCUGCUGCCCGUCAUCAGGUUUAACACUGAGGAAGAGGCUCUGGCGAUCGCCAACGCAUCUAACGUCGGCCUGGCAGGUUACUUCUACUCGCAGGAUGUGAGUCAGAUCUGGCGGGUGGCGGAGGCGUUGGAGGUGGGGCUGGUCGGAGUCAACGAGGGCCUGCUGUCCACCCCCGAGGCCACGUUCGGGGGGGUCAAACAGUCCGGUUUGGGCCGCGAAGGCUCCAAGUACGGCAUCGACGAGUACCUGGAGGUCAAGUACAUGUGCUUCGGAGGCCUCAAACCCUGAAACAUAACGGAGCGGCGCCGCAGGUCCUGACUGUGGUACUACGCACUAGUUUAACUGCAGUAAUCAUUAAAGGUCCUAACUGUAGAGCUUAGGUUGGAAUUGAUUUAAUUUAAUUUUCAAAAAGUUUCAGAAAUGUGGGUUUCUUUCCAACAAAUUUUCAAAUGAAAGUAACGUGGAUGGUUCCGUACAACGCUCUUCACAAGUAAAAUAACUGAUCAGUUCACUACUUUCAUUGAAUUUAGGUGUUUUAUUCAAUUUUAUUAAUUAAUGUCGGAAAAAAACUUCUUAAACGUGGGAGG